AAACAGCCCAAGGAGCCUUCACCCUCGCAGUGCAUGCAUCUGGCAGUGGUGGCAUGUGGGGACCGUCUGGAGGAGACACUGAUCAUGCUGAAAUCAGCAGUUCUCUUCAGCAACAGGAGACUCUGCUUCCACAUUUUUGCUGAGGAUUCCCUUAAGCCUGAAUUCGAGAAGAAGUUGAAGGAGUGGCCUGCCUCGUAUACAAAGAAGUUUGACUCCAACAUUUACCCAAUAACCUUCUCAGUAGGAAAUGCCCAGGAAUGGAAAAAGUUAUUCAAACCAUGUGCUGCCCAGCGCCUGUUUCUUCCGGUCAUUUUGAAGGAUGUGGAUUCUCUCCUUUACGUGGACACUGAUGUUCUCUUCCUGAGGCCUAUCGACGACAUCUGGCACAUGCUGAAAGAGUUCAACUCCACCCAGCUGGCUGCCAUGGCCCCAGAGCACGAGAUCCCAAAGAUAGGCUGGUACAGCCGCUUUGCUCGUCACCCCUACUACGGCGCAACCGGCCUCAACUCGGGCGUGAUGCUCAUGAACCUCACCCGCAUCCGCAGCACACGCUUCAAGAACAGCAUCAUACCAGGAGGUUUGACUUGGGAGGAAAUGUUGUAUCCACUGUACCAAAAGUACAAAAAUUACAUUACGUGGGGAGACCAGGAUUUACUAAAUAUCAUUUUUUACUUUAACCCAGAGUGUCUGUAUGUGUUCCCCUGCCAGUGGAACUACCGCCCUGACCACUGCAUGUAUGGCAGCAACUGCAAAGGGGCAGAGGAGGAAGGUGUCUCCAUUCUGCAUGGAAACAGAGGUGUCUACCACAAUGACAAGCAACCAACGUUCAAGGCUCUCUACGAGGUGAUCCGUGAUUUUCCAUUUGAAGACAAUCUCUUCCAGUCCUUGUACUACCCCCUGCAGUCAAAGUUUCUGGAUACAGUGCACACUUUGUGUGGGAGAAUUCCACAAGUGUUUUUGAAGCAGAUAGAGAAAACGAUGAAGAAGGUGUAUGAAAACCGUGUCAUUGUCUACCUGGGGGCCAACCACAGAUACUAAAUGUAGCUCUGUUUCUACAGAGUGUUUG
Molecule: messenger RNA, 1066 nt
Organism: Acanthisitta chloris (rifleman)
Lineage: Eukaryota; Metazoa; Chordata; Aves; Passeriformes; Acanthisittidae
Gene: GXYLT2
Product: glucoside xylosyltransferase 2
Exons: 6
Coding region: 34-1038 (334 amino acids)
Biological process (GO): protein O-linked glycosylation via N-acetylgalactosamine
Molecular function (GO): UDP-xylosyltransferase activity
Source: RefSeq, a predicted model, not a curated record